AGAGAGAAGCUUCUACACAAUCUCGCCGCGCUUCACUCUCCCAGUCUCCCAAGUCUCAACGCACUCCGGUCAACGCUACGGUCAAACAGAAACCAACCAGCUUUUACGUGCCUCCGAUCAUGCAGGCGUUUCAGAAAUUCAGAGUCCUAUAGCUCUGCGAUGAGUUCAGCCAUGGCGUCUUCCAUGGCCAAGAACUCCUCGCCUUUCAAGGUCGUGCUCGGAUCGUCGUCGCCGGCGCGCCGCGAGAUACUGGCGGACAUGGGAUACGAGUUCACCGUCAUGUGCGCUGACAUCGAUGAGAGGGCCAUCAGGAGGGAGAAGCCAGAGGAGCUUGUCAAGGCCCUCGCUGAAGCUAAGGCAGAGGCCAUCAAACUGAAGUUGCAUGGGGAAGACUCUGCUCAAGAGAGAGAUCAGCCUACUAUUCUGAUCACCUCUGACCAGGUCAUGGUGAGCAAAGGGAUGAUAAGGGAGAGGCCAAAAGGCCAGGAAGAAGCCAGGGAGUUCAUCAAGGGUAUAUCUAUCUCAAAUCUCUGCUUAGGAAUUGUACCAGUAAAUUUGUUGUAUUUAGCUAAAAAGUUUUGGCUGUGUGUUUCGCUGCUAUUGGUAGGGUAUUCGGGUGAUAAAGCAUUCGCAGUGAACUAUGUUCUUGUGACUAACCUAAGCAAUGGAGCUUCCAAAGGAGGAUGGGAUAUACCUGAGAUCUAUUUUCACCACAUACCAGAGGAUUUCAUCCAAAGUGUGGUGAAGGAAGGACACAUGACCUGCGUGGCUGGAGGCCUUAAGCUGACACAUCCUUCGGUGCUGCCAUUCAUCAAGCAGUUAGUGAGCAAUUCUUUCGAAACAACCACCAUUGCUAGUAUUACUACUCUUAGAACGGCCAAUCUGUACUGGACAGUGUCACUGCAACGUCUGAACAACAAUAAUAUCGAAUCCAUUGCUCUGAUUUUGAGAUUUCUUCCUAUGUUGCAUAGAUCGGCACAAUGGAUAGCGUUCGAGGACUCCCGAGGGAGCUCACUGAGAGGCUUAUUCAAGAAGUUCUUGGAGCCAAAUGAUUUGCAUCUAGAGUGUCACUUGCAACUUGCAAGAAGGGCAUUGCUAAAUGGACCGUACGACGCGCUGGUAUUGUGAAUCAGUGAAUGCUUGUUUUCUAUCGAUCCCAGUAACACGAGGGCGAUUAGCUCAAUGGGAAUUUAUCAAUUAGAGAAUUUUACGAGUGAAAACGUGCGUCUCACUUCUUUUGUAGUGUUAUAGGGUUCUUUGAUUUGAUUUUAACUACAAAACAAUCUCAAAUAACCUGUCUCCACUGUUAUCCAUGUAAAUACACUUUGAAAAAAAGUCCGAAUAACCCCUCUCCGUGGAAAACGUUGUUGAUC
Oryza sativa Japonica Group (Japanese rice) is the source of this 1373-nucleotide messenger RNA. NCBI's taxonomy places the organism in Eukaryota, Viridiplantae, Streptophyta, Magnoliopsida, Poales, Poaceae. The record is from RefSeq and is a predicted model, not a curated record.